AAUUAAACAAUCUAUCCAUAAUUAAUCUUAAAAAAACCAAGCUCAAAAAAGUCAUCAAACAAGUAUUUAUAAAGAAACUGAAAAUCUAAGCAUAAGGAAAAGAAGAACAUAAAAAUGGGAAAUGCUCUGAGAUUGUUGUAUGGCCAUUGCUGCAAGCCAACUACAGCAGAUGAUCAUUUUGCAGGCCACCAUAGCGUCUCUGCAGGCGUCUCCGCUCUUGCUCACGAUCUCUAUCAAUUCGAGAUCACCUCUCAGGUUCCUGAUGGACUAAGCAAGCAUGUAGUCUCAUCCAAGAAGGCUCAGGCUAACUGGUAUAGAAAAAUUUCGGAGACGUGGAGAGAAGCGAAACCUCCACCAAAAACACCUGAAGAAGCUUCAAGGCUUAUUAUUCAGACUCUCAAGAGGCACCAGAAGGCUGAUGUUGAGGGUUUAUUGGCCUUCUAUGGUCUCCCUCUGCCUCAUUCACUAGUUGAGCUUUCUUCUGAAGUGCCACAAUCUCGCCCAGAAGGACUCAAAUUCGAAUUGCAUACCCUCCCAGUGGAUGUAAAGGCUGUUGCCGACGGUGAUACAGUAACUGUGUAUGUCAGCACCAUGGAUCCAAGAGAGUCAUCUUCUGUUCCAAAAGAAGUUCAAGUUGCUGCAGCACAACGAGCUAAAGCGCGUGCCAAGAGGAACUAUCCAGAGGCCGAUGCACUUCACAAGAAAAUUACUGACAUGGGAUAUCGGAUGUUGCCAAUCAAUAACGAGGAAGUUCUAGCUAAAAAAUAUCGGAUUAGACUCAGAGGAAUAGAUGCGCCAGAAAGCAAAAUGCCGUACGGGCAAGAGGCCAAGGAAGAGAUGGUUAAAAUUGUUGCAGGAAAGUGCCUGAAAGUGCUGGUUUUCACUGAAGAUCGGUAUGGACGAUGCGUCGGAGACAUAUACUGCAAUGGCGUCUUUGUGCAGGAGUCCAUGCUCAAGAAGGGUCUGGCAUGGCAUUACACGGCCUACGACAGACGUCCUGAACUGGAAAAAUGGGAGAAGGAGGCUAGGGCAAAGAGAAUUGGCUUGUGGGCAUCAUCGAAUCCAGAAAAGCCAUGGGAAUGGAGGAAGAACAGACGUGACGGAAAUUAACCUAGUUCAUAGUAGAAACUGCAAUGAUCUCAGAUUAAUCAAUUGAGCCUGAGAACUUGGCCAUAAAGGCAUAAACCAGUUUCCUCAUCAUGGUUGAGACGGCCACUAAAACAGCAGUGUUUCCGUAAGACAAACGGUCAAGAUCAUAACAGAUAUAACCAGGAAAAGACGCAUAAUUAACAUUAUUGGGAUUAUUGGUGCCUUGUUUUUAGUUAGAUAUAUUGUUGCAUCUGUUUGUCAGCUUGUAUUAUAAAAAAAUUGUUUUGUAAUGAUUGUUAAAUAUUACUGACAUAUCAUCUCAACAGACUGAGGAAUGAAGUUUACGAAGAACUUUCAGUAUCA
Molecule: messenger RNA, 1452 nt
Organism: Daucus carota subsp. sativus
Lineage: Eukaryota; Viridiplantae; Streptophyta; Magnoliopsida; Apiales; Apiaceae
Product: staphylococcal-like nuclease CAN2
Exons: 9
Coding region: 115-1110 (331 amino acids)
Biological process (GO): tRNA aminoacylation for protein translation
Cellular component (GO): cytoplasm
Molecular function (GO): ATP binding; aminoacyl-tRNA ligase activity; nuclease activity
Source: RefSeq, a predicted model, not a curated record